AUGGCACCCGGGACCUUCCGUGCCGCAGCGGCGUCCGCCGUUCAUUCCGGCGGAAGCUUCGGGGGAAUCGACUCGCAAGCGCAACAGCACGCGGACCCCGGCGGAAGCCGUAAUGCGCAGUCGAGCGGGGUAGGAGUGGCGGAGAAGUACGGGCUGCUGGCGGCGGUGAUUGCGGCGCGCGGCGGGUGCGCGGUGCUGGACGGCGGGCUGGCGACGGAGCUGGAGCUGCGCGGCGCGGACCUCAACGACCCGCUCUGGUCCGCCAAGUGCCUCAUGGAGGAGGAAGCUUCCAGCCUCGUUCGCAAGGUUCAUCUGGACUACUACCGCGCGGGCGCCGACAUCUCCAUCUCCGCGUCGUACCAGGCGACCAUAGAGGGCUUCACGGCGCGCGGGCUGUCGAAGGGGCAGGCGGAGGCGCUGCUGGCGCGGAGCGUGCAGCUGGUGGGGGAGGCGCGGGACCGCUUCUGGGCGCAGUACUGCGCGGAGGCGGAGCGGAGGGGGGAGCGGGUGGAGCGCGCGGAGGGCGGCGUUGAGCGCGUGGCGGGACGCGUGAAGCCGCUGGUGGCGGCGUCCGUCGGCAGCUACGGCGCGUUCCUCGCGGACGGCUCCGAGUACAGUGGCGACUAUGGCGCGGAUAUGACAGUGGAACGACUCAUGGACUUCCACCGCCGCAGACUGCAGGUGCUGGCAGCAGCAGGGCCGGACAUCAUAGCCAUGGAGACCAUCCCGUGCCACAUCGAGGCUCAGGCCCUGGUGCAGCUGCUAGAGGAGCAGGCUGCCUCGGGCGCAGCAGCAGUGCCAGCGUGGAUCAGCUUCAACAGCAAGGACGGCCGCACGGCACCGUCAGGCGACCUCUUCUCUUCCUGCAUCGCCACCGCUGCUGCCAGCCCGCACGUGGUGGCCGUGGGGAUCAACUGCACGCCGCCCCGCUUCAUCCUGCCACUGCUGCAUGCCGCUCGGAAGGAGACAUCGAAGCCACUGGUGGUGUACCCCAACAGUGGCGAGGCGUGGGACGGCAUUAACAAGGAAUGGGUGGUGCGUGCUCUGCCCCGCUCCGCUUUGCGCCCCUCUGCUCCUCUCCACUCCCUGCUAUUUUCUGCUCUGCUUUGCUCCUCUGUCGUUCUGUCCCCUUCUCUACUGCUGCAUACUGCUCCAUCACCCACCGAUCCCCUCGCCUCACUCUCCGUCCGUCCCUUGAGUCAUGUGAUAAGUGAUCUCCCUUCCACACGCCCCUCACCCAUUUCACGCGCUAGCACCCUAUUCUCCUCUAUUCCCCCUUGGGCCUUGCCACAUCUCUCCCUCCGUGCAGCCAUGCAGUGGGCUGAGUGA
Messenger RNA from Closterium sp. Naga37s-1, 1329 nucleotides. The record is from the annotation of a GenBank genome assembly. Lineage: Eukaryota; Viridiplantae; Streptophyta; Zygnematophyceae; Desmidiales; Closteriaceae.